Molecule: messenger RNA, 2409 nt
Organism: Chironomus riparius
Lineage: Eukaryota; Metazoa; Arthropoda; Insecta; Diptera; Chironomidae
Source: the annotation of a GenBank genome assembly
ACUUGCUAAAGUAGAAAAAUAGUCGCAGAAAAAAUAUAAAAUUAGAAUUUAUAUUAAAUACAUAAAGCCAGGGUCUAUUAAAAAGUUAUUUUGUGUUAAUUAAGACAGUCUAAAGCUGUAAAGAAUGAUAGAAGCAUCGAUAAUGACGUUCUGAAAAUUUGUAUUAAGCGAAGAUUAAUACGUAAUUAGAGAAAUAGACAUAGACACACAAAAAAGAUGAGAUUGGAAUUAAUGAUGGGCUGCAAUGAUGUAGACGAUGAUAAUAAAUAUUCAGUAUGUAACGGACGAGGCGAGUGCACUGGACCAAAUGAGACGUGUAUAUGUGAAAUUAAGUUUACGGGCGAAAAUUGUUCAAAAUAUAACAGCACUUAUCUCGUAUCGAUUUCAUCUGUUUUCUAUGUCGUCGCGUUCAUCUCCUUGAUUCAACUUUUGAUAUGCUGCUUUGCUGAAUAUAAACGACUUAAACAACCUUCCUUCUUUAAAGCAUUUCGAAUUACCACACAGAAGUUUCUGUAUUUUGUUGUAUUUAUUGCUGCUUUAUUACGUGCUACCUACUUCUCUAAUCCCGAAGUACAACCAUCAUGGUCCUAUUAUUUAAUGUCUGCAUACUAUCCAUUAUUAAUGACAUGUGCAUCACUUAUCGUUUGCUUUUGGGCUGAGACCUUUCAUCUUCGUGACAUUCGAUACGAAAGGCAGUUCCUGAGUAAAAGUCUUUUGGGUUUCCUUGCAUUUAAUCUGCUUCCAUACAGUUUUUUCGGUGCUGAGAUUUUAUCAGCAAAUUUAUUCACUGAUAAAAAUUUAUUACACAGCAUCUUUAAUGGCGGUUAUGCAGUUCUUCUGCUUAUCGUUGUCGUCUUUUUCCUAAUUUAUGGCGUUGAAGUCUUCUUUAAAAUUCGUGGUGGUUUUGUGUACGACGCAGUUCCAUCUGGUGAAGAAAAUUUUAAUGUUAAUACCUCACAAGUCCAUCAAUCAAGAAUUGGACUGUUAUCGCAAGCGAUGAUGCUCAUGGUUAUUGUUGGCUUCCUCACAUCCGAAAUGCUAGGUGAUUUUUGGAAACAAAAAGUUCCAGUCAAUUCAAGAAACUGGUAUGAUAUCAUCUUUCGUAUGGUCGAAGUUGGUGUUGUAAUAUGGUUUCUUGCUUGUCUAUGGAACUCAUUCUCACCUGAAAGUUUAUGGAUUUUAAAUCCAAGACGACUCCUUACACGCCAAAUUGAUCCAGUUGCAAGUGCCAGCACAUCAAAGUCUUCCGCUGAAGAAAAUGAAGCUCUUCUCGUUUGUUGGGUGUGUUAUGAUCAAGAUAAAAAGGAACCGCUCAUUCAGCCAUGUCGCUGUACUGGUGAUCUUAGAUCAGUUCAUCACGAAUGUUUGAGGAGGUGGCUUGUGGAAAGUUUUAAAGAUCAGGAAACAUCGGAUUUAAAGUGUCGAGUUUGUGGAACUCCAUAUGAGAUAAGAAGGACCAGCAAACUUUAUUGGGAACGAGGCUUCGAUAUCCAACACUGGACAAAGACGAUAAUAUUAGUUAGUUUAAUGUGCAUCACCGGUGUAUUAGCAUGGAUAAUAAUAUCGUUAAAUGUUGAUCCAAUUGUGCGCGUAUUAACGGCUGGAUUUGCAAUUAUCAUAGGCUACGUGUGUGUUAAGAUGCUUGGCGAGAAUACAGUCACAGCUUAUCAACGUGCUAAAGUCAGUUCAAUAGAUAUCGUUUCAAACGAUUUAAGAAUAUCGAGGAAUUUAGUUCAGGCAAGCGUCAACAGUAUAUCAGAAGAUAUUGAAAUAGAUCGACACUAGAAACCUUAUAAGUUAAAGUAAUGUGAUUUAAUUGAGUAUAAAUCAAGCAAAACAAAAGAUUUACGCGACACAAAAAGAGAAGAAAAAAAAAACAAUAUUAAUUAAGUUGAUAAGCACUUAUCCAAUCAGACAAAUGCUUCAAACGUGAAAGUCAGUUUUGGUCAAUUGUUUUAAAAAACAAACAAACAAAAUAGAAAUCAUUAAUAUUACUAGAAUAUGGAUUUAUACAUCAUUUAUUGUGUAAAUAUGUGUUGCAGACGAAAAAAUUUUGUGACACAAAAAUACCUUUUUUUCAUUCUUUUGAUAUUUUUUAUCGUACAAUAGACUUUUGUCAUAACAAUUAUUGUUUAUCUGUGUGUUAAAUUGUAAGAUGAUGUUUGAUAAACAUCGACGUUUUUUUCUAAAUUAUUAUUAUUAUAAAUAAUUUUAUCAAUUAUGAGAACGACCGAGGAAAGGUGGGAAGAUCUUUAUUGGAUGAACUGUUUAUGUAGAUUGCAUUAAAGUUUAAUGCCAUUCACAUUUUGCAUAUUAUCAUUUUUUUGUCCAGCGGUUUUUUUAAAUUCAAAUUUUAUGUUCAAAAUAACGGUUUUUGUGAAUUCAAAUUCUAAGUUCAAAAUAAUGGUU